Drosophila innubila is the source of this 7160-nucleotide messenger RNA. It is a transcript of the gene dop, whose product is annotated as microtubule-associated serine/threonine-protein kinase 1. Lineage: Eukaryota; Metazoa; Arthropoda; Insecta; Diptera; Drosophilidae. The record is from RefSeq and is a predicted model, not a curated record. Bases 134 to 6529 code for a protein of 2131 amino acids. Gene Ontology annotation, biological process: peptidyl-serine phosphorylation; intracellular signal transduction. Gene Ontology annotation, molecular function: ATP binding; magnesium ion binding; protein binding. The transcript has 10 exons.
CAGCAACAGCAGCCAUGCCAAGUCGCAACAACAGCAAUAAUAAUAGUACAUUUAUCAGCAACUACAGCAGAAGCAGCAACAACAUGCAACAAAUCUGUUAAGCGUUCGCGUUCAGCAAAGCAGAGACAAGAUCAUGAGUCGUCAGGAGACGUUAGCGUCUACAUCAACGACAGCGUCGUCGUCAUCGUCGUCGUCGUCCACGUCCUCGUCAUCUACGUCCUCAUCAGGAGCGACAAAAACCACAACAACAACAGCAACAACAACAACAACCAACCCAACAUGCAGCAAGAAAAUCUCCACAUCAACACCACAAAAACGCGACGAAUUAACACAGGAGCAGGAGGCACAGGAGUUCAUCAAUCGCAGCAUUGCCAGCGAAAUUGAUGCCAGCGAUGCGAGCGCCAUUUGUGACUUGACCAAUAGCAUCAAUAGCAGCAGCAGCGGCGCCAGUCCAGUGGCCAAACGUCAAUUAAACUCGGGCAAUCUGUCUCGCAUACGUCCACAGUCCAGUUACUCGGCACGCGUGCUCAUCUUUGAUGAUUCCGAUCAGGAGGCAGCCGCAGCUGCUGCAGCUUUAACAGCCGCCACAUCCGUCUGUUCAUCCAAUGCGAGUGGCGUUGAAUUGCUGCCCGCAUCGCCAGCUAAACUUGGCAUUGAUAAUAGCAACAAUGGCUCUUCGCUAAUGCGUAAUCUCAAUCUGACCAAGAGCUCAUCCGGCGGCCUGUCGGGCAGCUCGAGCUCGCUACACUCACGCGGCUACACGGCAUUGUUGCGCAAGAUCUCCUAUCAGCAGCACACCAACUCCAUGCGCGCUGUUGGCAGCGAAGCAUCCAAUUUGCUGCGAAUGCGUCACUCCUCGCUGGGAAAGUCGGCGCCCUGUCUGACUGGCAACUAUUUUCGCCAUGAGCUAUACAAUCCACCGGCGCCUCCUGUGCCAACUGCUGCAUCAUCGGUGGCUCCGUCAGGCCUCAAUAUAUCGCGCUCUGGCAGCGGCAUUGCCCUGUCCAAGCAUCAUCAUUUACAUGGUGUGGUCAUGCGUGGUUCGGCUUCGGGUAGCGGUGCUGGUAGCUCCGGUGGUGUGGCUCAUCAUCGCCUGAGCUUGGUCACCAAUGCAGCCGCUGUUGCCGUUGGCUCACGUGCCCACUCGCCCUAUUCGGCCAGUCCAGCGGACAGUCCACGUCUCAACUCGCCCAUGCCCUUUGCAUUUGCGCCCAUCAAACGCAUCGCCUCAUGUCGCGGCGUCGUUGACGGCAGACGCUGGUCGGUGGCAUCAUUGCCCUCCUCGGGCUACGGCACCACGCCAGGCAGCUCUAAUCUAUCGUCUCAAUGCUCCAGUCAGGAGGCGCUUAACCAUUUGACGCACAACAUUCCACCUGGUCAUGAGGAUGCAGCCGCUGUUGCCGCUGGCGCCUGUUGUGCGGAGCAUUUGAAGCAGCAUUGUCCCAAGCAUUGUGCCCUAUUGCUGGCCACGCACAAUACACAACCACAGCAUGCACCAAAGCUCGGACAGGUGCAGCCACAACCAUUGAAGCCACCGAUCGCUUGCGUUAAUUGCUGUGCCGAUCUAAACGUCGCCUGCAGCGGCAACGGGAGUGGCAGUGGAAGUGGGAGUGGCAACAACAGCGCCAAUGCUUCAAUGACAUCCAUGCCGGGCAAUGCAGGCGGCCGCUUGUCCCCCUAUUUUCGUCCACGAUCGCGUUCGCUGUCCAGUCCAUCGCGCUCACCCGUUGUGGACAGCGAGAUUGCGGUCAUGAAUACGCUUUAUAAGGAACGCUUUCCCAAAGCAACGCAGCAAAUGGAGGAACGUUUAAAGCAUUUCAUCAAUGAGAACAAAAGCGCUGCAUGCAACAGUUUUCGCGACUCACAACCAAUUGUGCGUUUUGUGCAUCAUCAGGUAUUGGAAAUGGCACGCGAUUGCCUGCACAAAUCAGAGGCUAAGCUGAUAACCGCACAGUAUUUCUAUGAGCUGAGCGAGAAUUUGGAGAGAUUGCUGCUGGAGACGAAGGAGAAAUCCCCGGAGGCUGCUGCCGAAUUGAGCGGCGUAAUAAAAAAGUUGCUGUUAAUCAUUUCACGCCCAGCGCGUUUGUUGGAAUGUCUUGAAUUUGAUCCGCAGGAAUUCUACGAACUGUUGGAGGCUGCCGAAGGACAUGCCAAGGCCAUGCCCGUGAUUAAGGCCGAUAUACCGCAAUACAUUAUACACAAGCUAGGCCUAAAUCGCGAUCCCAUUGCGGAGUUGCAACAAGAGCUUCGGGAGACGCAACAAGCUUGCGCAGAGCAGGUGACAGGAGAGAAGCUGCUAGAAUCACAACCUGGUGCAUUGCUACUCAAUUCUCCGCUGACCUGUGCGGCCAAACAGUUGAGCAGCCUGACGCUCGAUACGAUAACUUUGGAUGGUGCGAACUCUGGGGGCAGCGGCAGUUGCACACCACAGCCAAUGUUGCCACAACAACCGCCGCAGACACCGGUGGCUUGUGAUGGCCAGUCGACGCCGAGUUUUGCAUUGGCAAUAAGCCAACUCAACGCAUCAUCAGAGGCAGCUGCUAAGCAACAGCAACAACAGCAGCAGCUGCAGCAGCAACAACAACAACAGCAACCGUUGCCGCAUGAAAAUGACUUUGACAUUGCCAAGCUGAUCUCAAAUGGCGCCUAUGGCGCUGUGUAUCUGGUGAAGCACAAGACGACACGCCAGCGCUUUGCAAUGAAGAAAAUCAACAAAAAUAAUCUCAUAUUGCGCAAUCAGGUGGAACAGGUGUUUGCCGAGCGUGAUAUAUUGUCGUUUGCGGACAAUCCCUUUGUGGUUAGCAUGUACUGCUCCUUUGAGACAAAGAAGCACCUAUGCCUCGUCAUGGAGUACGUCGAGGGCGGCGAUUGCGGCACGCUGCUCAAGAAUAUCGGACCGCUGCCAGCAGACAUGGCACGCUUUUAUUUUGCCGAAACAGUAUUAGCCGUUGAGUAUCUGCAUAGCUAUGGCAUUGUCCAUCGCGAUCUCAAGCCGGACAAUUUGUUAAUCACGGCCCUGGGUCACAUUAAGCUCACCGAUUUUGGUCUCUCCAAGAUGGGUCUCAUGUCGUUGGCUACCAAUUUGUAUGAGGGCUACAUUGACUCGGAGACGCGACAGUUUUCCGAUAAGCAGGUGUACGGCACUCCCGAGUAUAUAGCACCCGAGGUGAUUUUGCGACAGGGUUACGGUAAACCCGUUGAUUGGUGGUCCAUGGGCAUCAUAUUGUACGAGUUUCUCAUUGGAUGUGUGCCAUUUUUUGGUGAGACCGCUGAGGAACUGUUUGCACAUACCGUAAACGAUGACAUCGAGUGGCCCGAUAGCGAGGAUUGGCCCGUGCAAUCAGAAGCCAAGGACAUUAUAUCACAGCUGUUGCAGCAGAAUCCGCGAGAUCGAUUGGGCACUCAGACCGGCGCAUUAGAGGUGAAGGAGCAUUUCUAUUUUCAGGGUAUGGACUGGAAUUCGCUGCUCCGACAAAAGGCUGAGUUUGUGCCGCAAUUGUCACACGAGGAUGAUACCAGCUAUUUUGACACUCGCAUGGAUCGCUACAAUCACGAUCUUGGUGGCGAGGAUACCGAUGAUACUGAUGAUACGCCCGUCUUUGGCAGCUUCAAUUCCUAUACACCGCAAUAUCGGAAGCAGCAUUAUAGCUGGUCCCGUCACGCUACAGCAACAACAACAGACAGCGUCAAGGCGACGACAACGAUGACAACGUUGCCAUCGCGUGCUCAGGAAACAGCCCCAACAUCGGCAAUGGCGACGACAGCUGCAACGGGAGCGAUGCCCAAAGUCAAGCCAUUAAAUGCGGGACAAGAGGGCGUGGUUAACAAGUUCUUGAAUACGCCGCAAUUGCGUAAACUGGAUCUCUCGUCCAGCUGUCUGAAGGUGCCCUCCACGCCGGAUACGGAAUUCUUACCGGAACUGCUGCACAACGUGACCAUUGGCAACGAUGCUGAGCUGCGUAUGCUCAAGCAUUAUUUGCAACAGCCAACGCCUGCUGCGGUGCGUUUGCAGCAACGUCACAGCAUGCCACCGAAUACAACGACUAUCAUUAGCACACCGGCAACACCGCCACCACCGACACAGUCGUCGACAGCAACGCCACAGCCGACGAGCGUGAGCAGCUUCUCGCGCAGCACACCAGAGAGUUCGCAAACGGACAGCGAUGACUUCUCGCCGCAAAUCAAUCGAAAGCGCAAGGGUGUCUGUGCCCGUGAUAUAUUGCCACGCUUUUCCAUCUCCAUCGAGGAUGAGACCAUCAGUGCUGGCAGCUCCUCAACGGAGAACAUGAAUAUACGUGAACAAUCGCCAUUGGCGCUGCACCAUCAGCCAAAAUCUAUGGACGGCAGCUGCAGCAGCGGACCCUCCUCCUUUGGUGUCAAGCAUCAUCGUUCGCGAUCGAUUGUCAAAUCCGCGUCAGCGUUGGGUCUUUCCCUAAUGUCCUCGAUGGAUAACACACAACUGGCAGCACAGCUGUGCGGCAUUCAAUCACCUGGCAGUGCUGGUGGUGGUGGCAAUGGUUCGAGCACAGCCAGCUCAAGGGAUACGUCGCCGUGUCGAGAGCUCUCGCCGCUGGUCACCAAUCUCAAGCCGCCUAUCAUCAUACGUCGCGGGCCACGAGGAUUUGGCUUUACCGUUCACACUAUCCGUGUGUAUUAUGGCGAUACGGACUUCUAUACCAUGCAUCAUCUGGUCAUGGCCGUCGAUGAGGGCAGUCCAGCAUUUGAGGCUGGUCUCCGGCCUGCCGAUCUCAUAACCCAUGUUAACGGCGAGCCUGUACAGGGUUUGUUCCACACCCAGGUGCUGCAGCUUCUUCUCAGCGGUGGUGAGCAUGUCACCCUACGUGCUACACCGUUGGAGCACACAAGUAUUCAGAGCGGUGGACGUAAGCGUGACCUCAUGCAAAGCAAGUUGGCCAAGAAGGGCCUCAAUCGUCAGAAGAAGCAAACGAAGCGGGAACAUGACAAGAAACGUAAGACUUCAUUGUUCCGACGCAUAAGCAGCAAACGUGCCAAUGCCGAGAUGCAACAGUACUCGGCUGGUACCAGUUCACCCACCACACCCCAUGCGCGCAAUCUCUCACCGCUGGACUCUUCGUAUCACAGCAGCAGUUGCUAUCAAUCGGCAGCCAACUCCUCAUCUCAAUCCACUUCACCCUCUUCAUCGUCACCCAACACGCCCACCGGUUCAAAUAGCAAUGGCAAUGGCACUGCAAAUAGCAAUGCAACUAAUACAAUAAUUUCUGCACCGGUCGCUGCUUUGAGCGUGCAACUGCCACUGCCGCCGUCCAGUCCAGUUGUCCUGCUACCACAUGUGGGUGCUGUUGUUGGCAAUAGCGCUACAUCUGUGGGUAAUGUGCCAGUUUCACCCACUGGUGUCGUGCCGCAGUUAUAUCAGCGCCCGUCGACGUUGCAUGGUCUAAAGCACAAGCUGCACGCGGCAGCCACAGGCGCUGGCGGAUCAACAGCCAGCGGAGCAGCUGGUGGAGGCCUCAAAACACUGCACACUUCGAGCAGCAACGCGUUGCCCAAUCGCCGCAAGUCUGUUGGCCAUAUUCCACUGUCACCACUAGCGCGUACUCCGUCACCUUCACCGCUGCCAUCGUCACCAACUCGAUCUCCAUCGCCAUUAGCCUUUCCGCUGGUGGGUCACCAACCUGGCGCCUCCAAUACCACGCAAUCGUAUAGUCCGGGCAGCACGUUACCCACGCUUCAAACAGCCGUGAGUGCUAGCAGCAAGAAGGCGGGAUUCGCACGCACUAAAUCAGCGGAGCCAAGUUCACCACUAUUGCGUCGCGCAUUGUCGCCUGAUCGACUGCAUCCACGUAGUGCCGAGACGAAAAUAUCGCCAUUAUGCUGCUCACCGCCCAUUAAGCAGCAGACACAGCAUCAGCAUCAACGCGUGGUUGCAAGCACUUGGCGACCAUCAGCAGGUGGUCCUGGAAAUGGAGCUGGAGUUGGAGUUGGAGCUGGAACUGGUGUCGCACAGCAGCAGCUGCAGCAUCAGCCGUCAAGUAACAGCAGCUCUGAGGAAUCACAAAGACAGACAACAACGACGUCAGUGGCUGCAACAGGAACAGCAUCAGUUGCAGCUGAUAAUCAAACAACGAACAAUGUGGUGGCAAUACCCAGCAGCAGCUGUGAGCUCUUGCCACGCAUUGCAGAGGAGAAGGAUUCGCCUACUAGUACACAGGACAGUAGCAGCGUAUCUGAGGGAUUUAUGCCGGCUAUUGAAGAGUAUGCGGAGGGUGAAUCAUUGUCGUCGCCCACACAAACGCUGGAAAAGCCGUCGUCCAAAGAACAACAGCUGGAUAAGCCUAAAAAGGUCGAGCAAGCUAAAUCCGAUGCGUCCAAAAAAUCUUCGAUUACAACGACAAGACCAUUUGGCGUUAGUGCUGUUCCAAUAGCUGUGGGACGCAAGGAACCAAUGGCAAUAACAACAACAACAACAACACCAUCAACAACGGCAACUGCAGCUACAGCUACAGCAACAGCAACAAGCGCAACUUUGUCUGCCAAGCAAAAAAAGUAGCGCCACAGAAAUGGAUGUUUGUGUUUUAAAUUUCAUGUUUAGCGUUUUAUCUUAAUGUGCAACGUAAAUAUUUACAAACUUAAAGGAACGAUAGCAAGGAAAAGGAACAAGAUAGCCGCAGGAGUUUGAUAACUGUAUUCAAGGGAUUGUAUUGAAAAUAUGGAUAAAUGCGUUCUUUGGGCAACACGAAACUAAAUUAGCAAAAAAAAAAAAAAAAAAUAGAGAAUUGUGAAAAAAUACUAGUAGUUUGUAGUCUCGUAUCUAACAAAUUGCAUAAUACUUAUUGUAAAUUAGUAAAGAAUCUAAAAAAAGGAAGAUGAGCAAGAUAUUCCAGUAAAACCGAAAGUACUAGGAAUGUAUGUAAGAGCGAUAACACACAAUUAUGAACAUUGUAUUUUGUAUAUAUAAAUGUAUAACAUUAAUAGAAUUAACGUUUAGUAAAAAGAACGAGAACGCCAAAAAAAAAAAGGAUAAUGAAUGCGCCGUGCUGGUAACAAUUGAGUGAAGUUAUGCUAAAAAACGUACAUAACAUAAAGCUUCUUGCUCAGUCUAAUACUUAGGCGUUUUUUGCGAAUCUAUAAUCUAUGCCGAAUUCAAUAUAUAUUAUAUUAAAUAAAUGUUAUAUGUGUGU